Messenger RNA from Darwinula stevensoni, 1878 nucleotides. The record is from the annotation of a GenBank genome assembly. Lineage: Eukaryota; Metazoa; Arthropoda; Ostracoda; Podocopida; Darwinulidae.
GACCAGCACAGAGAGCAGCAUCAGCGCCAACUUGCUGCUCUUCGUGAUGAGAUAGCUGACAAGCAGCAGACCAUCGAAGAACUGAAGGACAUGAACCAGAAGUUGAACCUGUCUCAGGAGAAGCUGCUCAUAGACUAUGAACGUCUGAAGAAGAUUGAAGAGGAUAAGACCCAAAAACUCAGAGAACUAACAAUGCUGAGUGACAAGAGAGAGCAAGCCAAGCAGGACCUGAAGGGGCUUGAGGAAACUGUUGCCAAGGAGUUGCAGACCCUUCACAAUCUGCGCAAGAUGUUUGUUCAAGACCUUCAAAACCGGGUCAAGAAAAGUGCAGCAGGAGAGGAAGUGGAGGAAGGAGGAUCACUGGCUCAAAAACAGAAGAUCAGCUUCUUGGAGAACAACCUCGAUCAGCUGACCAAGGUCCACAAGCAACUGGUUCGUGACAAUGCAGAUCUACGCUGCGAAUUGCCCAAGCUGGAAAAGAGGCUGAGGGCUACGAUGGAGCGUGUGAAGGCUCUGGAAGGUGCGCUCAAGGAAGCCAAGGAGAGUGCUAUGCGAGACCGCAAGCGAUAUCAGUUUGAGGUGGACCGCAUCAAGGAAGCAGUGCGACAAAAGAAUCUCGCCCGACGUGGUCAUGCUGCCCAAAUAGCCAAGCCAAUUCGGGCAGGGCACCACCCGGCAAUAUCUGGAGGUUUCAUGGGAGGAGUCGGAAUGCCUCCUGGAAUCCGAGGGGGUCAGCCCAUCCGUCCCCUCUCUGAACUCGAGGUCCAGGCCUUGAAGGCACAGCAACAAAAGAAACUUCUCGCCUCCAGUUCUUCUUCUUCUUCCCUGAAGCGAGAGCAGCAUCAGCGCCAACUUGCUGCUCUUCGUGAUGAGAUAGCUGACAAGCAGCAGACCAUCGAAGAACUGAAGGACAUGAACCAGAAGUUGAACCUGUCUCAGGAGAAGCUGCUCAUAGACUAUGAACGUCUGAAGAAGAUCGAAGAGGAUAAGACCCAAAAACUCAGAGAACUAACAAUGCUGAGUGACAAGAGAGAGCAAGCCAAGCAGGACCUGAAGGGGCUUGAGGAAACUGUUGCCAAGGAGUUGCAGACCCUUCACAAUCUGCGCAAGAUGUUUGUUCAAGACCUUCAAAACCGGGUCAAGAAAAGUGCAGCAGGAGAGGAAGUGGAGGAAGGAGGAUCACUGGCUCAAAAACAGAAGAUCAGCUUCUUGGAGAACAACCUCGAUCAGCUGACCAAGGUCCACAAGCAACUGAGUGCAGCAGGAGAGGAAGUGGAGGAAGGAGGAUCACUGGCUCAAAAACAGAAGAUCAGCUUCUUGGAGAACAACCUCGAUCAGCUGACCAAGGUCCACAAGCAACUGGUUCGUGACAAUGCAGAUCUACGCUGCGAAUUGCCCAAGCUGGAAAAGAGGCUGAGGGCUACGAUGGAGCGUGUGAAGGCUCUGGAAGGUGCGCUCAAGGAAGCCAAGGAGAGUGCUAUGCGAGACCGCAAGCGAUAUCAGUUUGAGGUGGACCGCAUCAAGGAAGCAGUGCGACAAAAGAAUCUCGCCCGACGUGGUCAUGCUGCCCAAAUAGCCAAGCCAAUUCGGGCAGGGCACCACCCGGCAAUAUCUGGAGGUUUCAUGGGAGGAGUCGGAAUGCCUCCUGGAAUCCGAGGGGGUCAGCCCAUCCGUCCCCUCUCUGAACUCGAGGUCCAGGCCUUGAAGGCACAGCAACAAAAGAAACUUCUCGCCUCCAGUUCUUCUUCUUCUUCCCUCAAGCGAGAGGGAGGAGGAGACAGCUAAUGUGCACAAGUGUCAAGGUGGUGAUUUGAAAGGAUGGUGUUGUCUUGGAAUCAUUUUCAUUCCUUCUCCCCAAUGUCUUUGCUUCCUUUCAUC